Vespa velutina is the source of this 3769-nucleotide messenger RNA. RefSeq names its product guanine nucleotide-binding protein subunit beta-5 (gene Gbeta5). Gene Ontology annotation, cellular component: heterotrimeric G-protein complex; cytoplasm. The record is from RefSeq and is a predicted model, not a curated record. The transcript has 6 exons. Lineage: Eukaryota; Metazoa; Arthropoda; Insecta; Hymenoptera; Vespidae. Gene Ontology annotation, biological process: G protein-coupled receptor signaling pathway; G protein-coupled dopamine receptor signaling pathway. Gene Ontology annotation, molecular function: signaling receptor complex adaptor activity; protein binding. The coding region runs from base 531 to 1580 and encodes 349 amino acids.
AAAUCUAAAAUGGCGAUUGGCUAAAUGAGCUGGAAGUUUUAAGAUGAUCUUGAACAAUGUUGUAGUAACUUUAUUGGUUUCGUGAAAAAAAGUAUUAAUAAUUAUGAAUAUGUCAUCUAUUAGAAAAAUUAAUAAAUUCUUUUGGGUAGAAAGUGUAAAUGUAUUUUUGUCAUUAAAAGUCAACGUGUUUAGAUAAAGUUUGACUAGUUAUGAAAGCGUUAUUGCACCGGCGUCAAGAUUUGUUAUUGUGAACUCGUAUUGAUUAUCAUUGAUGACCGCUUUUUAAUCUUAUCAAAAUUUAUAAAAAAAAUAACGUAAACAAUUAUUAAAGAUUAAAUGAUAUUUCAGAAAAAGCUAUAUCAUAUCAUAUAUAUAUAUAUAUAGAAAUAUAAAAAACCUUGUAGUUAAUAAUUUGUGUUGUUAUAGAUGGAAUACUAAUAGUUGCUGAUAUAAGACAAGUAAGUGAAGAAGUAAGCCCAUAUGGAUUGAUCUGUGAUUAUUCUAAACUAAUCUUCAAGAAUCUCCUAAAUAUGGACUCUGUUAAUGAACCGGAACACAUUAAUAGGCUGGUUAAAGAGGCAGAGAGUUUAAAAAUACGUUUAGAGGAUGAACGACAAAAGCUAAAUGAUGUUACUCUUGCUAGUGUAGCUGAUCGAUUGGAAGGAAUAAACUGCAUAAAUGUAAAACCUCGACGUGUUUUGAAAGGCCAUCAGGCAAAAGUUCUUUGUUCUGAUUGGUCUCCUGAUAAGCGUCAUAUUGUCUCUUCUUCUCAGGAUGGCAAAAUGAUAAUAUGGGAUGCUUUCACAACAAAUAAAGAGCAUGCAGUUACAAUGCCUACAAUAUGGGUAAUGGCAUGUGCUUAUGCUCCUAGUGGUGCUUUAGUAGCAUGUGGGGGAUUAGAUAACAAAGUAACAGUUUAUCCAUUGAGUUUAGAAGACGAUGUUACAACUCGUAAAAAAACCGUUGGGACUCACACAUCGUAUAUGUCAUGUUGUGCAUUUCCCAAUAGCGAUCAACAAAUUUUAACGGGAAGCGGUGAUAGUACGUGCGCUUUAUGGGAUGUUGAAAGUGGUCAAUUACUUCAAAGUUUUCACGGACAUUCUAGCGACGUUAUGUCAAUUGAUUUAGCACCGAGCGAAACUGGCAAUACAUUCGUAUCUGGUAGUUGUGACAAAAUGGUUUUAAUUUGGGAUAUGCGUAGCGGACAAUGUGUUCAAAGCUUCGAAGGACAUCAGUCCGAUGUUAAUUCGGUAAGAUUUCAUCCAAGCGGCGAUGCAGUAGCAACAGGUUCCGAUGAUGCUACAUGCCGACUCUUUGAUUUACGCGCUGAUAAAGAAGUAGCUAUUUAUGCAAAAGAGAGUAUCAUAUUCGGAGCUAAUACAAUCGACCUCAGUGUAAGUGGACGUUUAUUGUUUGCUGGUUAUAAUGAUUAUACAGUAAACAUAUGGGAUACUCUAAAGUGCCAAAGAGUAGCACUUUUAUAUGGACACGAAAAUCGUGUGUCUUGUUUGAGAGUUUCACCGGAUGGUACUGCCGUUUCAACUGGAAGUUGGGAUUCGACAUUACGUGUUUGGGCUUAAAUUUUAUUUAAUCUCUCUCCUAAUGCUUACUGACACUUGAAAACAUAUACCCUUACACACGCCUUAUGUUUAAUUACGGCGUAAUUGAAGGUACUGUUAUUAAUCACAUAUGUAUUAGCAUGCAAUUGAAAAUAAUAGAUGCCAUUAAUCGUUAGAUAGUUAUAAAUAUACCAUAGUUGAUCAUUAAAAUUUAUUAUGUUAGGCUGGCCCUAAUUUAUAAGAGAUCAAAGAGAUAGAGAAUAUUUAUUUCAUUGAUUGUAUAAAGUGUGUUACACAUUAUGUGAAAUCAAAUAAAGAUUAGAUUAAUGAAAUCUAUUUUACCUUGGUAUUGUUCGAUCGAAGAAGAAUUCUCGAAAUACCUAAGAAUAAAGAAAAGGUGAAAUAGUAAAAAUCGUAUGUACCGCGCACCAUAUAAUUUUGUCUCUUAUUGACAAAUACAAUAUCUCGUUUGAUUCAUAUUCGGGCGUACACUGUUGUAUAAUUAUUCAUUAUUUACUACAUCGCCGUUGAAUUUCAGUCGUAGUGUGAAAUUCUCACACAGAUCAAUUCCACAACCGGCUUAUUUAAAAAACAAAAAAAAAAAAAACAAAAAAAAAAAAAGACAAAAAAAAAAGUUGCUCGAACGAGAUUAAAUAACGAGCCGGCUAGGUAAAAUUUCAACUUAAUUUAUUAAUUCGACAGAUAUAAAUAUCAUUAUUACUAAAUCGCCUGUCAUCAAUAAUUUUAUAUAAUUCUUAACUUGCGGUAAAACGAAGUCAUGGAACGUAAUAGAGUUCCGUGUACAUUCUUGUCGUUUCGGACAGUAUAAAAAAGAACACUCGCGGAAUACAAACAUGGUGGAGGGAGAUCGAUGAAAGCAAAAGUAAAAAAAAUCCUAUUAUAAAAGGUAAUUCAUGGAACCAGUAUUAUUAUGCAAACAGCGAUUAAUCGACACGAUUUGUCUAGAAUUGCACCGUCCUUAAAGUUAACGGAAUCGUUAUUCCGUUUAGCUGAGCCGAAGAUGCAAUUUCGACACAUUUAUAUACAACGUGUCUCGGAGAUUAAAUGAUCUCCCAUUAAAAUUCAUUUACGAAGAAAAUGCAAAAAAAAGAAAAAAAAAGGAAAAAAAAAGAAAAAAAAAGAAAAAAAAAAAGAAAAAAAAAUCCUUUGUAGUCUGUAGACAUUUAUAAAAUUUUUCUAACAGACUUAUCAGGGUAGAUUAAUUACAAAGAAUUAGAACACUAUAAUGUGUUUGCUACCAAAAAGAUAGGAAACAAAUUAAAGCCAAAAAGCUGUCAGAGUAUUUACAAUUAAUAAUCGAGCACGACGGAUGUUUAUAUAGGUAAAUAACAAAAUUGAUGUUCAGUCGGUGCAAUUCAAAAUUGCUCGUGAUAUAAUGCGCCGUAUAAAUAAACCUCAUUAAUGUAAUGGAUGCAAAAAAUACUACGCGUAUUCGUCACACACGCACGAAGGCUAUACAUACAAAUGGCGCGUGCAUACUAAUUGUAAUCGUAUUGGAUGGUGCACAUGUGUCGCGUAUGCUUCUACACACGCACGCUUUCGAGUGGGCUCUUCUUACGUUGAAAAAUACAAUGAUAAUGUUGAUGAUAAGAGUCAAUGAGGAUGACACGUUAAUGAUAAUGAAAUUAUUAUUACAAUUGAAAUUCGUUUAUCAAAUCACGCUAUUAAUCAAAUAUCUUGAAAUGAAUCAAUAUCUAAGUAAUCAAUACACUUUCAAAGAGCCACAUUUAGUCAUAUAAUACUAUUUUUAAUAAAGAAAAAAGAAAUGAACGCAGUACUACCAAAAUAAAUUCUAAUUUUUAACGAUAUUCUUUUCUCGAGCAUAUCGGACAUGCAACAUGAUAAAUCAUAUUCUCACACGAAAGUAAAAGUUAGAUUAGCGUUCGACCGAAUAUCAUUAUAAUAUUUUGGAAGCACAUUAGUGUAAUUUAUAAAAAUGGAAAAGUGAUAAGUUUUUACAGCAUAACAAAUUGAAGUUAUUUGUUGUAGCUGCCAAAGGAAGAAAGGACAUAAAAAGAAAAUUUAUAUCAUCUUUUUGUACUAUUUUGUACUAAGAUUUACUAAAGAUCGUAUUCAUAUCAACCAUCACAGAGGAAGUAGAGAUGUAAUUAAUUACAUUAGUAAUUAGAAUGAAUUUAUAUAAGUUAUCUAUACCAUAAAAUACUAAAUAAUUAUUAUUUUGAACACAA